This is a messenger RNA of Manis pentadactyla (Chinese pangolin), 1978 nucleotides long. RefSeq names its product bromodomain adjacent to zinc finger domain protein 2B-like. NCBI's taxonomy places the organism in Eukaryota, Metazoa, Chordata, Mammalia, Pholidota, Manidae. The coding region runs from base 976 to 1896 and encodes 306 amino acids. The transcript has 16 exons. The record is from RefSeq and is a predicted model, not a curated record.
UGAGGGCCGUCAGUCGGAAACGGGCAGCCAAUGGGCGCAGACGCGUAAGCCUGGGGCGGAGUUGUAGCUGCAGGCACCGCCUCCGCCUUUAUUCAACCGUCAGUAGCAUCUUGAGCGCUGCAGGGACACCAGCGGCUGCUGCGCUCUCCGUGCUUCGAGCCGCCGUACCGUCUGCGUGGCGGCCCGACGGAGACCAGAUGAUGGGCCCGCGAAGUUCUGGGCCCGCUCUGUGCUUGGCUGCGCCUUCCUCCCGAUCUCGGCCCCCAGCGUCGGAUCGCCGCCUCGCACCCGUUGGGCUCCCGGCGCCGCACUCGCCCCUUCUCGGCUCUCCCGCGACGGGCGGAGGGCGGCGAUCGGCCCUCACUUGGAGCCGCUGGCCCGGCCAGACUUCAGAGACCUCGGCUGAGAAGCGGCUCCCUCUUCCGCGGAUCUGCGGUGGAGGGUCCAGAGCGGGUCCCGCUUCAGGGGAAAAGACGACAGCGACGGCUCUGCGGGCUGGAAGAACACCAACUGACCGAGAAAACUGUUAGGAAGAGGAGAAGAUGUGAUACAGGAACAUCGAGCCUAAGCUGAGAAGUGAGAUGGUGUGGAGACUGCGGCCGGAUGUGGAUCCCUGUGUUGUCCCACAAGUGGCUGGAAUCUCAAGUCUCUGGAAGUAUUCUGCCUGUCUUGGCUUUCCAACCCCACCGAUCCUCCAGAGCGCACCAUGUAUGGAAGACUGGUUAUACUGGUCUCACCAGGCUCUCUCUCUGGCGUUUGAGUGAUUUUGGACUGAACCAGGUUCUUCUUCCUUUUCAUGGUGAUAGAAGUGAUCCCUGGCGAGUGGUAUGUGUGUCAGGACCCAGGAGGCUGGGCUGCAACUUUGGGAUGACUUGGAGCGCAGUCCACCAGGAGGAAAAUGCUUCCCGCGUGGGGUCCUGACACCUGCACAUGGGGCUUUGCCAUGAUUUCUUCUGGAUGUUUCUGUAAGGAGGAAUGCAGUGGUGUCCUUUGAAAGAAGAGGAUGCCAUUCCCCAUGUGAGGGCAAUGGAAGCUCAUGGAGGAAGACCACCAGAUCCAGAGAGAGAGCGACCAGGAGAGGAUACCAGCGUGAGACAGCGAAGCGGUCGGCCUCCUGAUGUUGGCGGUGCUGAAUGUGUAGAUAACACAGAUGCCAAAUUGCUAAGACAACUGCAAGCUCAAGAAAAAGCCCGACAAGCUGCACAAAUAAAGCUUUUGAGCAAACUCCAAAAGCAGGAACAGGCUCGCAUUGCCAAAGAAGCUAAAAAACAACAAGCAAUAAUGGCUGCUGAGGAGAAGCGACAGCAAAAAGAGCAGAUAAACAUUAUGAAACAACAGGAAAGAAUUAAGAGAAUACAACAAAUCAGAAUGGAAAAAGAACUUCGAGCCCAACAAAUUCUAGAGGCUAAGAGGAUAAAGAAGGAAGAAGCUGCAAAAGCCAAAUUUUUGGAGGCUGAGAAACGAAAACAGGAAAGAAUUAAGAGAAUACAACAAAUCAGAAUGGAAAAAGAACUUCGAGCCCAACAAAUUCUAGAGGCUAAAAGGAUAAAGAAGGAAGAAGCUGCAAAAGCCAAAUUUUUGGAGGCUGAGAAACGAAAACAGGAAAGAAUUAAGAGAAUACAACAAAUCAGAAUGGAAAAAGAACUUCGAGCUCAGCAAAUUCUAGAGGCUAAAAGGAUAAAGAAGGAAGAAGCUGCAAAAGCUAAAUUUUUGGAGGCUGAGAAACGAAAACAGGAAAGAAUUAAGAGAAUACAACAAAUCAGAAUGGAAAAAGAACUUCAAGCCCAGCAAAUUCUAGAGGCUAAAAGGAUAAAGAAGGAAGAAGCUGCAAAAGCCAAAUUUUUGGAGGCUGAGAAACGAAAACAGGUAAAUUUAGAGGACAGUCAGAGUUUUUAGUUUUUUAAAUUUAUUUUGUUAUCCUUAAUCCACAAUGACAUGAAGAACAUUAUGUUUACUAGGCUUCCCCCUUCAACAAAGU